AUGGUAAUUUCAGAGUCCCAGGAGGAAAUCCAAUGUACCGGGCAACAACGCAAAUACCUUUCUCAGACGAUCACUGGAAAUCAGCCAACAUACGUUCUGCGCUGGAAUACACGCCAACUUUGCCCAAGCAUCGAUCGGCUUGUAUACACUUGGCAAGCUGUUGCUAGCCAUAAUCCUGUCCUUCGAACAUCGAUCAAAUAUUCUGGAACCGACCAAGAGCCCCGCCUCGUUGUUCUCAGGAGGGCUGCUCCAAUUCGCAUAGAAGGUUUCUCCAAUCGUGUCGCAUACAAAUCCUCCUCGCUGAAGACUGCCGAACUCACUGUUAUCCUGAGCGAAACUGGUGUUUCCUUCCGUCUCCGUAUCCUCCAGGCGUUAGUUGACCGCAGAUCCCUCGCUCUUAUCUUUCGAGACUUUGAUCUCUUUUAUCAAGGUCUAUCCUGCGAACCUCACGAUCAUUUUAAAUACUAUAUCAGUCACAUCGCCCAACGCGAGACCCAGAAUGCGGAAUCGUAUUGGCGCAAUUUGAUGAAUGGGUCAGUGACCUCGCUCUCCUACGGUUUCCCAACGAAUAUCUCUGGAAUGAGGAAGACCUUCAUCUCCGAUCUGCAUGAGACCUUGGUGAGAUCUAUAUACGACUUUUUGGGCGUUUAUUCUGUGUCGGCGCGAGAUUUUGUCCAUUCACUAUGGUCGCUUGUUCAGUAUCGGCAUACCGCAGCCACUGAUGGCACUACUUUUUUCGCUGUCACCGGUCGAGAUACCAGCGUUCCAGGCUAUGAUACAGUUGUUGGGCCUGCUGAAUUAUACUAUCCGUUAAAGGUAGUGAUUGAAAAUGAUUUAUCGCUACUUAGCUGGAUUCGAAAGGUUUCCAAAAUUGACCAACAGGCUUCGCAGAAUGCCUACAUAGGAUAUGACAAAAUCCAGGACCAAAUCUUACCUCUAAAAGCGCAAGUGUGUAUAACUGUAUCCGACAGUCUUGAUAUUAUUGAGGAAGGCGACUGUGAUAUUCGCUUCCCUUUAACAAUCAAUGUUGAUUUUGAGAGACAUUUGGUCAAUAUGCAAUAUUAUUCUGAGACAUCAGAAGAUCACGAUUUACAGGUUAUUUUCAACCAUUUUAUCGCUCUAGUGGAAGAGGCUAUUCGAGACCCUAAGACCAUUGUGUCGGGCAUUGACAUUGUACCAAAGGAGGAAAAGGAGUUCCUAUUACGGUGCAGCGAGCCCGUUACCCUGCCCGCCACCGGCCUCAUCCAUGAACUCUUUGAGCGUCAAGCCGAAUUGAAUCCGCAACACGAAUGCCUAAACUUCGAAGGCCAAAUGGACUUUACUUAUGGGGAGCUCAAUAAAUUAUCCAAUCAAGUUGCUCGCCAGCUUGGUUGUGGUCGGGGUGAUUACGUACCCGUUUGCAUGGACCGUUCACCUGCAUUGAUCGUCUCUAUAUUGGCCAUCCUAAAAACGGGGGCCGCCUACGUUAUUCUGGACCCUGAAAGCCCCGUCGAACGGAAUUCCUUCAUUGUCACUGACGUUCAGGCACCGUUUGUUAUAACAGAUCGGAUUUCAGCAAUCAACUUUGCAUAUCCUCUGUUGAUCGAAACCCUGAUAGCGUUGACUCCCCGCUUCGAUGGCUCAAAUAUGGGCGUCUGUCAAGAGGCAACCGACAUAUGUUAUGUGAUAUAUACCUCAGGCUCAACAGGGAAACCAAAAGGUGUUUUGUUAGAGCAUAAAUCGGCAUACACAGGCCUGAUAGCGUUCCCAACUCUGCCGAACCUUCGCCAACUUCUUUUCCAUAAUCCUAUUUUCUCUGCCGCACAGCGUUCAAUUUUCUCCACAUUGAAGCAAGGAGGCUGCUUAUGCCUGGCCAAGAAAGAAAAUUUGACCGUUCGAAUUACUGAGAUGAUCAAUUCCAUGCGCGUUAACGUCAUAGAUGUGACGCCUUCAACGGCGACUCUUAUUGACCAAACACGUGUUCCCACUCUCCUUAGAAUGACUGUUGCCGGCGAGCUGAUCAACCCUGCCCUCCUGCCGGUCUGGAUGGACAAACUUGAACUCCUCAAUGCAUAUGGCUUAAGUGAGGUUACACAGAUAAACUGGCGCCACGUUAUGCACCCUAAGCAAAACCCCCAAAACAUUGGCCGUCCUGUCGAUUCAACACGCUCCUAUGUUCUCGUCCCGGGAACGACACAACUUGCUGCGAUACUUGAGCCGGGAGAAUUAUGUCUUGGUGGGCACCAACUUGCGAGAUCAUAUCUUAACCGUCCUGAGAAAACGCGGGAGUCUUUCAUACAAAAUCCAUUUGGUCCCGGUCGCCUCUAUCGGACAGGCGAUAUGGUUGUCACCCAUGCCGAUGGCAGUAUUGAAAUGAUUGGUCGUAUAGACUUCCAAGUAAAGAUCAACGGCCAGCGUGUCGAACCGGGUGAGGUCAACUGCUACAUCCAGCAACAUCCCGAUGUUUUUGAUUCGUGGACUGUGUCCGCGACAAUAGGAAACCAAAAAUCACUCGUCGCAGUUGUGGUGCCCAGAAGCGAAAGAGACUGGUCAACCCUUGUCCAGAGUUUGCAGAAAAUACUUCGAGACUGCGUCCCAUCAUACAUGGUUCCUGCAUAUUGGUGGAAGCGAGAUUGUCUGCCACUGAACGUCAACGGCAAGGUUGAUGUUUCUCUACUUUGCAGGCUUGUACAGGCGAUUCCACCAGAAGAACUGCUCGUCCGUUCAAUUGCUCAGAGCCAACAUAUAAACCAGUGUCAACUCACUCCAAUGGAAAGCUCACUAAGGCGGAUAUGGGCAGAGGUUUUACAUUUGCCUGAAUCAAGUAUAAAUUUGGAAGACUCUUUUCUGAAUCUCGGCGGUUCUUCUCUCUCUGCCAUCGUCGCUGCAUCACAUGCCAGCAAUGAGCUGAUCGAAGUAAAAGUUCACGAUAUCUUGCUUCAAAACAGCCUGCUUGAAGUUGCGAGAACGUGCAGGAGAAUCCAAAACCAAAUAUUACGGGUAGAACCGUUCUCUCUUCUUCCUGAAAGUUACAUUGCCCCCAACGGAAUUGAAGACGCAUGGCCUUCGACCCCAUCUCAAGAGCCUUUAAUUGCCGAUGUAAUGCUUGGUGGGACCAAGUAUCUCUAUGAUAGGGUGGUAACGUUGAAAGACACCAGUAAUGAUGAAGUGAAGGCCGCCCUAAAAAAGCUCCUGGAAGCCGAUUCCUUUCUCCGAAGCACAUUUACUCCUUACGGAACAACAUAUCUUCAAACCAUUCCCAAGGAAAGCCCUUUGCCAUGGCAAGAGCUAGACAUGAAACUGGCUGAGUACCUGGAGAAAAGGCCAGUCACCGUCGCCAUGGGAGGGCCAUUUUUUAAAGUCACUGCACUUUCCACUGGGGAACUAGUUUUUACAAUGCACCAUGCUCUCUUUGAUUUUUGGUCCAGCCGCUUUAUAUUUGAUGAUUUGUCCAAUUUGAUCCGCACACGCCCUCUGGCUAAUCGCCCCAAAUACAAUAAACUUGUCCAAUACCUCUCCCAGAAGGACAAAACCUCAAGUCAACAGUACUGGCGCAACUAUCUCAAGGAUUCCAAAACAUCAAGAUUGGGACACACCGCAGGCACAAAUACUAUCACCAAACUGAACUUGAAGACUCCAAUCCCUUCAACCAGUAAAACCAUAGGGGUAUCUACUGGUUCGAUCUUGUAUGCAUCAUGGGCACUUGUCCUGUCCCAUGUUCUUGGAAGCUCCGAAGUGAUUUUCGGUAUCACACUAUUUGGCCGAGAUGUGCCAAUUCCAGAUGUUCUGCUUAUGGAAGGGCCGGCGGUUGUGCAAGUUCCCUUACGGGUUAAGAUUUCGAAAUCCUCAUCCAUUGGCAAAGUUGCGAAAGACAUCCACACCCAAAUAAAAUCUGUGGUAGAUCAUGCGCAUUACGGACUGCGAAAUAUCUUGCUUGCCGCGGGUCAACCAGCUAGUUUAUUUGACACCUCUGUUAAUUUCUUGGUGAAGCCGCCUUCGUCCGAUGCAGACGACACCUUCAACCUUGUUUCUGAUGAACAACCUGGACUUACCGAUUAUAUCAAACUCGAGGCACAAGAUUCGGACCUUACCAGCAUAUCUUUAUCGUCGACUCUAGAUCCCAAGUUCGCACAGCAAAUUCUCUCUGGGCUGGCAUCUAUUGUUGAUGCCUUUUUCUUCGAUGCAGAGACCCCUGUUAGUUAUCUGAGACUGGAAGCAGUCCUGAGUUCCACCUCCCAGAAACACCCCACACUCAAACCCCAGGAUACUAAUUCUGGAUUUGCACAUUCGCUUUUUGAGGAUAUGGUCUCUCGUUUCGGAGAUAAAACCGCUUUAGAGGACGAACACGGAAGUGCUGUGUCGUAUACGCAGUUGAAUCAACGAGCGAAUCAAUUAGCUAAUUUCCUUCGAUCCAGAGCAAUCCUCCCAGAAGAUAUCGUUCCUAUCUGCUUGGAUAAGUCAAUUGAUAUGGUAGUUGCCAUACUUGGGAUUUUCAAAACUGGUGCAGCAUUUUGCGCCUUGGACCCAACAAGCCAACCAUCACGAAACCAAUUUAUCUUGAAGAAAAUCGGAGCAAAAUUGAUCAUCACCGAUCCUGCCAGCUCUCAUUCUUUGGAGUGCUUUCGUUGUGAGCAUGUGGUAUUGGGCCAACUGGAUUCGUUUCAAUUCAGUUGCGAAAACGUUGUUGUGCCGACGCUCUCUCCUGAGAGUCUUGCUUAUGUGAUUUUCACCUCUGGAAGUUCUGGUGACCCAAAAGGAGUUCUUAUCACUCACAACAAUGCUUUCAAUGCCAGCAAAGGAAUGAUCGAAGCAACGGGAGCGAAUGAUUCAUGGAGAUCGCUGUGGGCCCUCAACUAUAUUUUCGAUGGAUCAUACUUUGACCUUUUUGCAGUUCUUGGCUCUGGUGGCACACUUUGUUUGGUCAGUCAAUCCAGAGUAUUUUCAAAUCUUGCUGGAUUCAUCAAUCAAUUCGAUGUUACUCACGUUAACGUAACCCCAACAAUCGUCAACAAACUCCUCAUUCCCUCAGAUGUACCUAAUUUAAAGGCCCUCGUCGUAGGUGGAGAGCCCCUUGUGCCCGAGAUCUUGGAGACCUGGGCACCUCUCCUUCCUGUUUAUAAUAACUAUGGACCGACAGAGGGAACCAUCCUAGCGACAACUGCGCUUAUAGAGCCAACCAGCACCAUCAACGAUAUUGGCACGGCAUUAUCUACCUCAAUUGUGUCCAUCCUUGAGUUUGACUCAAAGGCCCCAGCACCCUUGGGAGAACUGGGUGAGCUCUGUUUGGGUGGUCCACAGGUAGCGCGCGGUUAUUUAGAUAACCCCGACGCAACUCAUGCGGCAUUUUUUUCUCAAGAUGAUGGAUCGAGAAUAUAUCGAACUGGCGAUGUUGCUCGUCAGCUCUCCGACGGCCGUUUUGAGCUGUUCGGCCGAAGGGACAACCAAGUCAAGGUCAACGGCUACCGGAUAGAACUUGGUGAAAUUGAGAGUGCCAUCCUCAGGACCGGCAUGGUGAAGACUUGUGUGGUUCUAGCAGCGAAAGUACACGGCAAGACCCAACUUGUUGCGGUCUGCCAACUGCUUUCUGAUUUCCCUGACGAUAUCGAGGAGAAUAUCACACCCUUAUUGCCGCCUUCAGAAGCACACUCCUUCCAAGAUUUGCAAACAAGGCUGGUUACUCUUCCACGUUAUAUGAUCCCGGCCGUCUGGCUUCCUGUUGCGUAUCUCCCGCUCCUUCCUUCGGGCAAGACCAACCGAAAGGAGGUAUUAAAAUUGAUCGAAUCGAUGGAAGAUUCUCUGGUGGCAAGUUACCAGGACCCUCAAUCUACCUCUGUUAACGGAGAGGCGGAUCACUCAGCUCCCGAAACGGACGAGGAACGAUUGUUAAAAACUGCUUGGGCUUCCAUAUUCGGGUGUAACCUUCAUUCUUUCGGGACAUCCUCCAGUUUCUACUCUCUUGGUGGCGACUCGAUUGCGGCCAUCAACCUCGUAAGCGAGAGUCGCAAACUUGGAUACGAGCUCUCUGUUGCUGAUGUUUUAGCAUUUCCUUCCAUCAAGGAGCAAGCUCGAGUUAUCAAGCCUUUACUAACAACAAAUGGGAGUCUUCCCUCUUCCCCUCAUGUGUAUGAAGUUGAAGAUGACAUAUACGACACUUUGCAUCGAUGUGGUGUUGACCAGGAGGAUAUUGAAACGAUUUACCCCUGCGUCCCGGGUCAGGCUGAGUUUCUGACACAAGGCCAUACCGAUCACCAAUUCUGGCAACUUCAGACAGUGCGACGUGUCCCAUCUGACUUCGAUGUUCAACGGUGGAUCGAGCUGGUGCAGAAACUAACUGCGAAAAAUACAAUUUUACGUGCCAUGUUCAUCAAGAGUGUGAAAAAGGAUGAGCCUCCAAAAUGGGUGCAAGUGAUUCUAAAAGAGCCCGUUCUGGAUUUGGAGACAAUAUGUUACGGCACCCUUGAAGAGAGAGAGCGAAUUAUCGAUGCCUUGUGGGAUGGUCGUUUCCAAGUGGGAAAGCCCUUCAUUCAAUACAGAAUUUUAAGGUCAACAACGGAUGGUACACUAGAUUUGUAUAUCAAAAUGGAUCAUGCCAUGUACGACGGCACACUACUUCGGAUAUUUGACGAUCAGUUCAUCGCAAUGGCGAAGAACGAGGAACCUCCAAAACCAACUGAGUUUACGGAGCUCAUAAAAUACCACUCAACCAGCAAAACAGGAAAAAUGCUCCAGUUCUGGGUGAAUUUACUUGACGGAAAUAAAUUCGACUAUCCCACCCAAUCACUGGAGCCGAAGGUUGGAGGAAUGGCUUUCAGAUCCUUUGGAACAGAGGUCAAUGACUUCGCUCACGGGACCGGAAUCACCGUACCCAUCGUCUUCCAAACAGCCUGGGGUUUACUCCUGUCAUAUCUGAGUAACAGCCUCGAUGUCACGUACGAUAACCUGCUAACCGGCCGCAACGUCAAUCUCGACAAUCCUCAGCUGAUUAAUGGCAACUGUGCCAACUUCCUCCCCUUCCGCACUCGAUUCCAAGAUACCAAAACCCUCAGGACUCUCCUGCAUGAUACCCAGGUGCUUUUCUGGGAGACUACCGAAAACGGGAUGGUUGGGCUUGCGGAUAUCUAUAAAGCGCUUGGUGUCGAUCGGAGCAAACGUGCUGCGAAGACCAUGUUCUGCUUCCAACCGUUCGACCCUCCCCCCAAAACGCUUGACGCCCAUAUGCGUUGGAUCGUGAUGGGUGUGAGCCAGAAUAGGAUGUUUUUCAACUACGCCCUCAUGUGUGAGGUGUUUAAAUCCCCAACAGGCUACAAAACGAAAUUCCAGUAUGAUCCGAAGGUGAUUGACGAGAGUGCAGCAGAGAGGGCUGCAGAUACGUUUAUUUCUAUUUUUGAUUUCAUUUUAGGAUGUACGGAGUGUACCAGCGUCGGGAAUCUGUAUGGCAAAUUGAAAAUCGAUUUUGGCGGCGGGCCCGCUGUGUCAUCAGAAGGAACAGAACAAAUAAUGGACAAUCGGAGAUGCACGGAGGUAGAGUAACAACAUUCAUUUAUACAACUAGAUUUACUAAGGCAUCAAAUUGGAAAGCAAUACAUGAUUUC
This is a messenger RNA of Histoplasma capsulatum G186AR, 7571 nucleotides long. RefSeq names its product nonribosomal peptide synthetase. Gene Ontology annotation, molecular function: phosphopantetheine binding; catalytic activity. The transcript has a single exon. Gene Ontology annotation, cellular component: cytoplasm. Gene Ontology annotation, biological process: amino acid activation for nonribosomal peptide biosynthetic process; secondary metabolite biosynthetic process. The coding region runs from base 1 to 7509 and encodes 2502 amino acids. The record is from RefSeq and is a predicted model, not a curated record. Lineage: Eukaryota; Fungi; Ascomycota; Eurotiomycetes; Onygenales; Ajellomycetaceae.